Messenger RNA from Aedes albopictus (Asian tiger mosquito), 1829 nucleotides. Its product is annotated as probable cytochrome P450 28a5. Gene Ontology annotation, molecular function: monooxygenase activity; oxidoreductase activity, acting on paired donors, with incorporation or reduction of molecular oxygen; iron ion binding. Lineage: Eukaryota; Metazoa; Arthropoda; Insecta; Diptera; Culicidae. Bases 116 to 1615 code for a protein of 499 amino acids. The record is from RefSeq and is a predicted model, not a curated record. The transcript is spliced from 3 exons.
CAGCUACUAGAAAUCCACGAUUUAAAACUCUCACGCUCGCGCUGCUCGCAUCAGUUAUCGUUUGUCGGUUUUCGUUGAGAGGUGGUGCUCGCACCUCAUUCUGAUAUUCGUAAAAAUGUUUAUAACGAUCACCUUAAUCGUUUCGGCAAUAACAGCCAUUUAUUUAUAUUUGACAUGGAACAUCGGUUACUGGAAGAAACGCAAUGUGCCCGGUCCCAAUCCUAUUCCAGGACUGGGUAACUUUCCGUCGUUUUUGCUGCAAAAACGUCCCGUCACCGAAGAAAUGGACGACGUGUAUAGGGAGUACAAAUCGAAGUACAACUUUGUCGGUGUGUUCAGCAAUCGUUCACCGAGAAUUUUGAUCACAUCAGCGGAACUGGCCAAGGAUAUACUGCUAAAGAAUUUCAAGAACUUCCACGACAAUGAGUUUGGCGAGUUGACAAACAAGGAGAUCGAUCCGCUGCUGGGUCGUAAUCCAUUUUUGUUGACCGGUGACGAGUGGAAGGCAAAACGAGCCGAAAUUACGCCCGCGUUUACUACUUCUCGAAUGAAAGCUCUAUUUCCGUUGGUAGAAGAUGUAUGCUCCAAAAUGACCAAAUACGUGAAACAAAAUCGGGGAACUGCUCUAGACACCAAGGAACUGUCAGCCAAGUUUACCACGGAUGUUGUUUCCAGCUGUAUUUUUGCUUGCGACGCGCAAUCAUUCACUAGCGAAAAGCCGGAAAUCCGUGAACAAGGACGUAAACUCAUCGAUCAAUCGUUCUCUUCGAUCGUGACUCUGAUUUUCAUCUUCAAUUUUCCAAAGUUGGCAAACCUUUUCAACGUAAGUUUCCUUCCAAAGUCAUUAGAAAAAUUCUUCACUAAUCUGAUGGAAGAAGCCAUACGUCACCGUGGAGCCAGUGGGACAACCAGAGCCGAUUAUCUGGACUAUCUAAUCAGCUUGAGGCAAAAGAAGCAAUUAUCUGAACUGGACAUGGCCGCUCAUGGAGUGACGUUCUUCAUCGAUGGUUUUGAAACUUCGAGCGUGGCCAUAUGCUUCAUGUUGUAUGAAAUUGCCAGAAAUUCUAAAGUACAAAAGCGAUUGAGGCAAGAGCUUCUAAAGGUCACUGGCGACGAUGGAACUGUAUCGUAUGACGUCCUUCUCGAGCUUCCCUACCUGGAUCAAGUUGUCAACGAAGGUCUUCGUCUGUGGCCACCAGCAGCUUUUCUUUCGAAGAAGUGUGUAGAACCGAUGGAGCUGCCUCUGACGGGAACCCGGAAUGUAACUAUUGAAAAAGAUGUAUGCGCCAUCAUCAAUGUCUGGUCUCUGCAUCGUGAUCCGGAGUACUACGCCGAUCCCCUGACCUUCGAUCCGGAUCGAUUUAGUCCAGAAACUGGCGGGACCAGCCCUUACCGAGAGAAGGGUUGUUUCAUCCCGUUCGGCGAUGGACCUCGUCAGUGUCUGGGAAUGAGGUUUGCUCGCAUGCAAGUGAAACGUUGCUUGUAUGAAGUGGUCAAAAAUUUCGAAAUCGCAGUCAACCCAAAAACAAAAGAACCCAUGAAGUUGGACCCCAAACAGAUCCUGACGAUGCCAUUUGGUGGAAUAUGGCUGGAUUAUGAACCGAUUUCAAACUAAGGUAAAAACUAAAACAAUCAUCUAUAAACUGAUGUUAAAAGUUAUUAUGAAUUUGUAAAUAUUAAUUCCUGGGUUUGCUAGGCUAUGUAUACCUUAACUAUGUUUGGUGCAUAUGAAGAAUUUUCGUUAUCCUGCUUUUUUGAUACGUGAAUAAAGAGCUCUCUUUUUAAUUUGUCUUAUUUAUUGGAAAUAAAUCAAAAUAAUAAGAACCAUA